AUGACGCGGGGGAGGUCGAGGACAGAGUUGACGACGACGGGGGUGAGGCUGCCAAGUCGUUGGGGCGUGCGGCCACUGGGUCUCCGUCACAUGUACCUACAAGGCUGUGGGGAUGCCGUCGCGUGGAUCUAUCGGGGUGUGGUCGCGUGGCUCCGUGUCCGCCGGGGUGCUAUGACCGUCAGCCCGUCAGGGCUCUAUGGCCGCCUUGGCAAGGCUUCAAGCGUACAAAGUUGGAGGCCUCGGGGUGUGAGUGGAUGA
This is a messenger RNA of Miscanthus lutarioriparius, 258 nucleotides long. The record is from the annotation of a GenBank genome assembly. NCBI's taxonomy places the organism in Eukaryota, Viridiplantae, Streptophyta, Magnoliopsida, Poales, Poaceae.